Messenger RNA from Magnusiomyces paraingens, 1212 nucleotides. RefSeq lists its product as uncharacterized. The record is from RefSeq and is a predicted model, not a curated record. Lineage: Eukaryota; Fungi; Ascomycota; Dipodascomycetes; Dipodascales; Dipodascaceae. The transcript is spliced from 2 exons. Gene Ontology annotation, biological process: tyrosyl-tRNA aminoacylation. Gene Ontology annotation, molecular function: ATP binding; tyrosine-tRNA ligase activity. Bases 1 to 1212 code for a protein of 403 amino acids.
AUGGCUACUGAUCUAACUCCAGAAGAAAAGUACGAUCUCAUUACUAAGAACCUUCAGGAGGUUCUUAAUGGUCAAAUCAUCAAGGAAGUCCUUGAGGUUGAAAAGAGACCUUUGAAGAUCUAUUGGGGUACCGCUCCUACUGGACGUCCCCACUGUGGUUACUUUGUCCCCAUGACCAAAAUUGCUCACUUCUUGAAGGCCGGCGCCGAAGUGACCAUCCUCUUGGCUGACCUUCACGCCUUUUUGGAUAAUAUGAAGGCCCCUCUUGAACUCGUUGAGUUCCGUUCACAGUACUAUGAACGUAUAGUCAAGACCAUUUUAUCUUCUAUUGGUGUUCCCAUUGAGAAACUUAAGUUUACUAUUGGUCGUUCUUAUCAGCUUAAUGGCGACUACACUCUCGACAUUUUCCGAAUGGCUAAUGUCGUUUCCCAAAACGACGCUAAACGUGCUGGUGCCGACGUCGUUAAGCAAGUUUCCAACCCACUUCUUUCUGGCCUCAUUUAUCCCAUCAUGCAAGCACUUGAUGAACAAUACCUUGAUGUUGAUGCACAAUUUGGUGGUCUUGAUCAACGCAAAAUUUUUGUUCUUGCUGAAGAACAACUUCCUACCAUUGGUUACAAGAAGCGUGCGCAUCUUAUGAACCCCAUGGUGCCUGGUCUGACCCAAGGUGGAAAGAUGUCUGCAUCUGACCCUAAUUCCAAAAUUGAUUUACUCGAAGAGCCUAAGCAGGUUAAGAAAAAGAUUGGUUCUGCUUUUGCCGCUCCUGGCAUUGUUGAAGGAAACGGCCUUAUUUCGUUUGUCGAAUAUGUUGUUUUGCCCAUUUCUGAAAUCUCCACCGGAAAGCCUCUUUUCCACAUUAACCGUCCAGAGCAAUACGGUGGCCCAUUGAACUAUUCUACUAUUGAUGAGCUGAAGCAAGAUUACGAAUCCCAAAAGCUUUCUCCUCAAGACCUUAAGAUUGGUGUCACUGACUCUAUCAAUACCUUAUUGGAACCUAUUAGAAAAGAAUUUGAAGCUGAUGCUGAGUUUCAAGAACUUGAAAAGAAGGCUUAUCCUCCUCCUGAACAAACAAAAAAGCCAAAGAAGGCCAAGAAGAUUGGCACUAGAUACCCUGGAGCUAAAACCGAAGGAUCUGAUUCUUCUGUCCCUAGCUCUAGUUCCAAAUCCGAAGUAGAGCAGGUUGGUGAAGCUCUGAAUAAAACUUCUAUUUAG